AUGGCACAACAAAUAUAUAAAUUAUUCAUUCGUAAUUUACCAUGGACAGUAUCAUCACAUGAAUUACGUACUUAUUUUUCUCAAUUUGGUUAUGUAACACGUGCAACUGUUUUAUACAAUAAUGAUACAGGUUUAAGUCGUGGUUUUGGUUAUAUUGAUUUUAAUAAACGAGAAGCAUUUGAAGCUGUUAUGUCUCAACCACAACAUAUUCUUGAAGGACAACGUUUACGUGUUGAAGAAGGUUCAUCAAAACGACGUUAUUCUAAUAAAGAUGAUUCAUUAUCAAUGAAUUAUGAUAAAAAACGAGAGAAUAUAAAUAGUCAACAAGAAGAACAAUUCUAA
Molecule: messenger RNA, 342 nt
Organism: Rotaria sp. Silwood1
Lineage: Eukaryota; Metazoa; Rotifera; Eurotatoria; Philodinida; Philodinidae
Source: the annotation of a GenBank genome assembly